AUUUUCCAAGAACCAUUAAAGGAAUAAAGUAAAAGAAAAACAAGAAGCAGACAAACAUGGCCUUAGGAAAAGUGCGUACCACCGGCGGUAGAAGAACAUCCAAUUCCUCCUGCUCCUCCACCGUCACCCCCAUCGCCUUCGUAGCCCUGUGCAUCCUAGGGGUCUGGCUCUUGUCCUCCACCUCUGUUGUUCCUCCCCGGACCACCACCCGCGAGUCCACAGCCACCGCCACCAACGCCGCUGCCGGAGUUGCCUCUUCCCUCCUCAGCUCUGUCACCACCACCAUUUCGAAGAGCCCGCCCGCUUUCGAAGACCACCCCGGAGAGCUUCCUGAAGACGCCAUCAAGUCAACCGACCGCGACAACGAGGAGGCGAAGCCCCGGGAUAAUAAUGAAGACACCUCGAAAAAUGAAUCGUCCGACCCUGAGAGUGCAAAUCAAAAUUCGAAUAAAGAUCAGGCUGCGGUUGAGCAGGCGGAGGUUGAUCGGGACGGAGGUGGUGACUCAGAUAGCAAGAAAGCGGCAGAGGAAGCAGAGGAGGAUGAGAAAGCUGAGAAGCAGAGUGGAAGUGAACAAACAAAUGAAAAGGGUGAUGUGUCAAGGGAAGAGAUAUUUGAAGCCAAAAAAAGCUCGAAAGAAGAAAGCAAUGAUAAGGUUCAAGAAACCUCAUCGGCUGACACGAAAAACUUGAUAUCCGAUGAAGAUCAACAGAAGCGAUUCGAGCAACAACAGAAAGAAGACGAUCAGAUGCAAUCAAAAGGACAAUCAUCUGAGCAAGAAGCUCACACCGAAGAUCAUCAAGAUGAGGUGGUGGGAGAAGAUCAAACUCAACAAAAUCAGGACACAAACGAGGUGGUCCCGAAGACAUCAAAGAAGGAGUGGUCGACUCAAGCCACGCAAUCCGAUAAUCAGAAAGAAAGGGCAAAGACGACGACGACAAGUUCAACCGAGGACGAUGAUCAAGAAAGUAGUACUACGAGCUGGCAAUUGUGUAAUGUGACAGCCGGUCCCGAUUAUAUACCGUGUUUGGACAACGAGGAGGCUAUUAGGAAGCUAAGGAGUCGAAGGCAUUUCGAGCACAGGGAGCGACAUUGCCCCGAGGAGCCUCCUACGUGUCUCGUCCCGCUUCCCAAAGGGUACAAGAAACCGAUUGAAUGGCCACAAAGCCGAGAUAAGAUAUGGUAUCACAAUGUGCCUCAUACAUUGUUGGCAGAAGUGAAAGGGCAUCAAAAUUGGAUGAAGGUAUCUGGAGAAUUCCUUACUUUUCCUGGUGGAGGCACUCAGUUUAUCCAUGGAGCUUUACAUUACAUUGAUUUUGUCCAACAGGCAGUACCCAAGAUUGCAUGGGGAAAGCGUACGAGAGUGAUAUUAGAUGUGGGGUGUGGAGUUGCUAGUUUUGGCGGUUACCUAUUUGAUAGAGACGUUUUGGCAAUGUCAUUUGCGCCUAAAGAUGAACAUGAAGCUCAAAUUCAAUUCGCACUUGAAAGAGGGAUUCCGGCAAUCUCUGCCGUCAUGGGCUCUCAACGCCUCCCCUUCCCUAGUGGCGUCUUUGACAUUGUGCAUUGUGCACGUUGCAGAGUCCCUUGGCACGCCGAAGGUGGAGCUCUACUUUUGGAGUUAAAUAGAGUUCUUCGUCCUGGAGGUUACUUUGUCUGGUCAGCAACUCCAGUCUACCAAACACUCAAGGAAGAUGUGCAGAUUUGGAAGGAAAUGUCUACCUUGACUGUGUCUAUGUGUUGGAAGCUUGUUGGGAUAAAGAAGGACAAGCUAAACUCCAUUGGUGUAGCUAUCUAUCACAAACCUGAAAACAAUGUUUGCUACAAUCAUAGGAAAUCCAAAACUCCCCCAAUGUGUGAUGACGAUGAUGACUCAAAUGCUGCCUGGUAUGUACCUUUACAAGCAUGCAUGCACAGAAUCUCAACGGACGAGAAGGAUAGAGGAUCAAAGUGGCCUAAACAAUGGCCAGAGAGACUUCAAACGCCACCAUAUUGGUUAAACAGAUCUCAGAUGGGUAUAUAUGGAAAACCAGCUCCAGAUGACUUUGCAGCAGAUUAUGAGCACUGGAAACAUGUAAUCAGCAAGUCAUACAUGAGCGGGUUGGGCAUCAACUGGUCCAGCGUUAGAAAUAUCAUGGACAUGAGAGCCGUUUAUGGGGGAUUUGCUGCGGCACUGAAGGACUUGAAAGUGUGGGUAAUGAAUGUGGUAAAUGUGGACUCACCAGACACCCUUCCAAUCAUAUAUGAGCGUGGCCUAUUUGGAAUAUACCACGACUGGUGUGAAUCCUUCAGCACAUACCCAAGAACAUAUGAUCUCCUCCAUGCUGAUCAUCUCUUCUCUAAGCUCAAAUUGAGGUGCAAGAUAUCUGCUGUAAUGGCUGAGGUGGACAGAGUAGUUAGACCUGGAGGAAAAUUUAUAAUGCAAGAUGACUCAGGAACAAUAAAGGAAGUAGA
This is a messenger RNA of Cuscuta europaea, 2449 nucleotides long. Lineage: Eukaryota; Viridiplantae; Streptophyta; Magnoliopsida; Solanales; Convolvulaceae. The record is from the annotation of a GenBank genome assembly.